Conger conger (European conger) is the source of this 1628-nucleotide messenger RNA. Its product is annotated as transmembrane protein 79-like. Lineage: Eukaryota; Metazoa; Chordata; Actinopteri; Anguilliformes; Congridae. Gene Ontology annotation, cellular component: lysosomal membrane; trans-Golgi network membrane. The record is from RefSeq and is a predicted model, not a curated record. The transcript is spliced from 6 exons. The coding region runs from base 138 to 1628 and encodes 496 amino acids. Gene Ontology annotation, biological process: regulated exocytosis.
GGAAAAGUGAGCGAAAGAUAAGAGAAAAAUCUGACUGGACCCAACGUUUCUAGUGAUAAUUUUGAACAUACCUAUAACCAGAAUAACCCACGCCUUGCUUUUGACUUCCCCGAAAAAAAGUUUACAGUAUUGGGACGAUGACAUCGGCAGGGCACCUGGCUGUCAACAAUCACGAGGCUAAGGAGUUUGACAGCGUGAAGGAGUCUAUCAGCGACAUUAUCAACCAGCUGCAGGACAUCGACCCUGCUCGCCUGUCCUUCUCCCCGUUCCUGGACCUGGACACACAGAUCUCCCUGGCGCCGGUGUCCGACAGCCCGGAAUCUUCCGUGGAGGAGCUGCACUCCCCCGACCACUCCGUCCCGGGCUCUCAACAAUCCCUCGAGCCCGCGCUGACCGGGGACCAUAUUGACCAAGCUCGGCCCUGUAAUAGUCGAUCCGGUGGUGAAUUCCCAGAACAACAACAACAACAGCAGGAAAGUGCAGAGCAGCAGGGAGUGCCCGAGGACACUGUCACGGGUGACAUACUGGAGGGGGUGCCCUCCGAAAACUGCACCGGUACCCCACCGCCGGCUCUCCAGGGGGGCGAAGUGCCAAAUGGGAGAGAAGGGGAGCAGUGGAGCCCCCUGGAGUCCACCAAUCUGGACUCGACGGUGGACGAAGGCCGCCCCCUGAUAAGGACCCAGGCAGAAUGCAUUGAGAUGGACAUUUGGGACCCGCAGGAAGACGGGGAGUGUGACGCAGCUCCGGAGGCUGCCAGCAGGGGGCGCUGCUGCUGCAGGUGCUGCAGGAGCGGCCGCGUUCCUGCUCUGUGCUCCACUCUGGCAUCCUUGCUCUGUCUCCCUGGAGUUCUGUAUGCACUCUACUUCUACGUGCCCUUGGAUGCCCCCGACUGUCCAGACCUGGUCAGCCGUCUCGUUUUCACGCUCCAGUGCUGCGCAGUUGCUGCAGUGCCAAUCCUGUUAGCCAUGGUGACCGGCGCCGUGUCGCGGUUCUGCGCCGCGGCCCUGGACCCCGUGCGCGCGUCGCCCAGAGGCCCCGCCCUUCAUCAGCUCUUCGUCGCCGCGUCUCUGGAGCAGCUGUCCCUCUACACCCUCAACCUCCUCGUUAUGGCUUCCUUCCUCGCCCAGGACCAGCUGAGAGCAGUGCCCAUCCUGGCUGGAGUCUUUAUGGGAGGGAGGCUCGUGUACUGGCUCUCUCUCCACAUCUGCAGUCCCUGGCGUGGGUUCGGCUCGGGGCUCACGGUCUUUCCACUCCUGGCCAUGGUGGCCUUCAACCUCUACUGCCUGUUUGACCUUGGCUUCAGCAAGCUCUUCCCCGGAUCUGACGAGAUACACUUUCCCGCGACCACCCCUUCCCCUCCACCAUCAGAGAUGGCCGCUGCGCUGAGAGACACGACAGAUCAUUUCUUGCCCGCAGACUGCCUGGACACGCAGAGAGCCUGGCUGGGGUCUGUGCUGUUGUUCGCCUGGUUCCUAGCUGCAAUGCAGGGCACGAUGAGCCUGCUCACCAUCCACGUUGAGGCCCACACCAGACACAGGAUCACCAGGGGCCCUCCCGGGAGGAUUCCAAGUACUGCUGCUGCCUACCUCAUCCCAUCUGGAGCCUUGUGCCAGUGGUCCCAUGGGUAG